Cheilinus undulatus (humphead wrasse) is the source of this 6148-nucleotide messenger RNA. RefSeq names its product regulatory factor X, 2 (influences HLA class II expression) (gene rfx2). Gene Ontology annotation, cellular component: nucleus. Gene Ontology annotation, molecular function: RNA polymerase II cis-regulatory region sequence-specific DNA binding; DNA-binding transcription factor activity, RNA polymerase II-specific. NCBI's taxonomy places the organism in Eukaryota, Metazoa, Chordata, Actinopteri, Labriformes, Labridae. The transcript has 18 exons. The record is from RefSeq and is a predicted model, not a curated record. Gene Ontology annotation, biological process: regulation of transcription by RNA polymerase II. Bases 2 to 2398 code for a protein of 798 amino acids.
UAUGCAUUCGAGGGUAGCAACAGUUGCCUCGAGACCCCCUCGCGCCAUAGUGACUGUAGCCGUGGAUACAGUUACUUACCAACGGGCGCAACACUCAGCAACAGCAGCAGCAGCAUCUGGAAGUCAGAGAGCGCGUGGGAGAGAGGAAAGAGAAGAGCCAGGGCAGAAGUUUUCUCUAAACAAAAGCAUGCAGAGCUCAGAGGGAGGGUCAGACACCACGACCAGCGUGGCAGCACUGCGGACGUCAUCAUCAGCCCAGGCCCCUGUGGUACAGCCUGUACCAGCCUCCCAGCAGAGGGUGCUGGUUCAGGCCACAGGCUCAGCUCAGAAGGGAGGACAAGUACAGCAGCAUUCAGUACCCAGGGUUCAACAGGUCCCUCAGCAGGUGCAACAGGUGCCACAUGUUUACCCAUCCCAGGUCCAAUAUGUAGGAGAGAGUGGAGAAGCUGUUUACACCAAUGGAACUAUCCGAGCAGCCUACUCCUACAACCCUGACACUCAGCUGUAUGGGCAGAGCAGCGGGGGAACCUAUUUUGACUCACAGGCUGGUGGAGCUCAUGUCACCACAGUGGUGUCCUCUGCCAGUGGUGGGGUGCCUCCACAUGGCAUGGUGGGCAUCGCUAUGGAUGUGGGCAGCAGCCACAUCAUCUCCAGCGGGAGCACUUACCUGAUCCACGGAGGAAACAUGGAGGGAAGCCGCAACCACAUAUCACACUCAUCCCGCUCCUCUUCAGCUAUGCUUGAAAUGGCGAUUGAAAACCUCCAAAAGUCUGAAGGAAUUGCAAGUCACAAAAGCAGCCUGCUCAACAGCCAUCUGCAGUGGCUGCUGGAUAACUAUGAGACAGCGGAGGGAGUGAGCCUGCCCCGCUGCUCCCUAUACAACCAUUACCUGAGGCACUGUCAGGAACAGAAACUGGACCCAGUCAACGCAGCCUCCUUUGGAAAGCUCAUCCGCUCGGUCUUCAUGGGACUGAGGACCCGCCGUCUCGGCACCAGAGGAAACUCUAAGUAUCAUUACUAUGGCAUCCGGGUGAAGCCAGACUCACCACUCAACCGGCUGCAGGAAGACACGCAGUACAUGGCCAUGAGGCAGCAGCCUGUCCACCAGAAACAGAGGUUCAAACCUCUGCAGAAGGUGGAUGGGAUGUCUGACAGCCUGUGUGGGAGCUCUCAGCACUGUAACAGCACCCCAGAGCAGUCUGUGGCUGCUCAGAGCCAACACCACCAGCAGUACAUAGAUACGUCCCACUCCUUGCCUCAAUUUCCCUCUCCUGACUUGGGCACCCAGCCUCUACCUGAGCGCAUCAACAUGAAUGAUAUCAAGAAGCUGCAGACACUCUACAGAGACCACUGCGAGGCCACUUUGGAUGUAGUGAUGAACCUCCAGUUUCACUUCAUCGAAAAACUCUGGCAGACCUUUUGGUAUUCAACACCGCCAUCUAGUGACGGCAGCACCUCCAUCCCCAACAGUGAUGAUGACCUGGAGGGUGUGAUCCCCAGAGAGAAGCUGGUGGCUCUGUGUAAAUAUGAACCAGUCAGACUAUGGAUGAGGAGCUGUGAUCACAUCCUCUACCAGGCCCUGGUGGAGAUCCUCAUCCCUGAUGUUCUGCGCCCUGUCCCAAGCACACUCACUCAGGCCAUCCGUAACUUUGCCAAGAGUCUGGAGGGCUGGCUGACUAACGCCAUGACCAACUUUCCUCAAGAGAUUAUCCGCACCAAGGUGGCUGUUGUGAGCGCGUUUGCUCAGACAUUGAGACGUUACACCAGUCUGAACCACCUGGCUCAGGCAGCCCGCGCCGUCCUCCAGAACACGUCGCAGAUCAACCAGAUGCUCUCUGACCUGAACCGUGUGGACUUUGCUAACGUCCAGGAACAGGCAUCCUGGGUGUGUCAGUGUGACGAGAGCGUGGUUCAGCGUCUGGAGCAGGACUUUAAGGUCACCCUGCAGCAGCAGAGCUCCCUGGAUCAGUGGGCCACCUGGCUAGACAAUGUAGUCUCUCAAGUCUUGAAGCCUCAUCAGGGCAGCCCCAGCUUCCCUAAAGCAGCACGGCAGUUUCUGCUAAAGUGGUCCUUCUACAGCUCCAUGGUGAUCAGAGACCUGACCCUGCGCAGUGCAGCCAGUUUUGGCUCUUUCCACCUAAUCCGCCUCCUGUAUGACGAGUACAUGUUUUACCUGGUGGAACAUCGUGUGGCUCAGGCCACCGGAGAAACUCCCAUCGCUGUCAUGGGAGAGUUCAGUGACCUGACCUCUAUGAUGCCAUCACUCAUGGAGAAAGAUACAUCCUUCUCUGACGAGAUGAGUGACCUGGGCAGUGACGCCGACGCCUCCAGAGGGCCCGCUGAACCGGCCGUGAAGAGAGAGCGGAUUGAAAUGAGUCACCCUCUGCAGGAGAUGUGAGUCUGAGCGAGGCCUGUCCAAAAGCCAUGAGGACCAUUAUCUCUCCCUGAAGAGAAGGUGACCCAGAGGUUUCUUUAGGGUCUUUUAGGGACACUGAGGGACAAGCACACUGUGUCCCUCUGCAGUCAGAGUGUGCAAUGUAUAUAGAGAAGAAAGUAGCAGCAUCAGUCCUCCCCUCACUAGAGUUUAAACAGACACUGAUCAUUCUUCUGACAUAUGUCUGUUUAUUUUUUUUACUUUAAGGGGUGUAACAAGGGCCUGAUUUUCUUUUGUUUUAUGUUCAACUGUGAAUGACUUUGUGCAGUACCUUUUAAUUGGAUGUGUAACUUUGAGUGGUGGUGUGUGCCGUUUCUGUGAUUCUCCUACUCUCUUCCUAUUCUAAUUUGAACUAGCUGUGCCAUAGUGUCAUUUGAGUGCCUUAGAUCACUAACUUAAAAAAACCACCACUACAUACAGAUGUCUAUCUGUCCCUCAGCUGUGCCUCUACCGCAGUAUGAAUGUAUCGUCUCCAAACCUCAAGACAUUCAAAGCACCUUUAACGUAGAUUUGGGUGUAGGUGUGUACUCUCUCCUUGUUGCCUCUGCUGCAGCUCGCAGCUUCUUCACACAUGCACACAAAAAUGACGACAAACAUGCAACUUACUGACCCAAAGGACCUUUCCCUGAGUCGUUCCCACCAGCGAAGUUACAGUCAAGAAGGCAGUGGGCUCGGUGCGUUACCUGUGAGUUGUUGGUUUGUUUACCUCAAUAGAUUUUAAUGCUGUGCUCCUUUUGGCUCAGAUCACAGGAGGAAAGUGUUAAAGAAAUGUAGCCACUGUUGCAGUCAGUGUCUCCUAUUCCUUUUUCCAUUUAUGUAAAUAGCUCUCCGCACAUGGUUCCAGUCCUGAGAUAGCUUGCUUUAAGGAUGAGUUAAGACUUGGUGAGGAAAAAUUCCAGACUAAUAGACUUGAUGCUAAAACCUAAAACUGGAAUCUGCUCGCUCUCUCUCGCUCUCAUUAAGCCUGAUUUAAAAUUAGAAACAUGAAAAAAGAAAUGCUGGAAGAAGCACUUCACAGACUCAAAAUAUAGAUUUGGGGUGCUCUUUGGACUGAGAUUCAAACAGUUCCUUUAUUUUCAUGAAAUAGUUGUGAGCCUUCAGCGAAAACUUUGACCUGUUUUGGCAUCAAGCCAAGAGAGGGUCCUGGGGGUGUACCACAAAGCCAUAUUAGAUAGUAAGCCUGGUUUGUUAGGCCUAGAUCACCAUAGCUGAGUCUAAACCAGGAUGCAGGAUAUUUGAUUUUUGCCAAUUUCCAAAAAUGCUGAUAUUUACAAAAAAUAUCAAUGUUAGUUGAUAGAUGUAGUUCCGACCUAAAUGUUCGAUCCUUAAAACAAACAAUUUAAAGUUUGAAGAUGGACAAAUUAACAAGUUUCAGUCCCUAAAACACACUAUAAAGUGUAAGGAUUGAUGAGAAAUGAAGAAAAAAAUUCAAGCGACAUAGGACUAUUGGUCCAGCCUAACCUUCAAUUUCCACAUACAACGGCUGCCACAUGAUUAGCCUGCAAAACGCUCUGCAGAGAAAUUUGCUCCCUCUCUAGCCAAUCAGAACAGUGCCACUGCUCAUGCGUCUGUCUGGCUCUUUAACAAGCAGAGUGGACUGGUUCUUUUUGGUGCUGGCUGCUGCCAAACCACAUCAAGCCAGAUCAGUAGAGCAGAUUGAUCCAAACAGCCAGAAUGAUGUGCAGAGUACCUUCAAAAAGCAGUUUAAAUCAUUACUAUAUCAACAUUACGUAUGAUCCUGCACACGAGCAAAGGGUCAUUGGGAGGUCAGUGGGUAACAAAGCUACAAUGGUACCAUUGAUGAGGAAAGGUUAACAUUUGAGGUGAAAAAACAGAAUUUUACAUGAAACCACACUUUCCUUGUAGCAAACAUAAACCUUUUAACUUCAUAAUGUAAUCACCCAUAGUAGAAACAACAAAACCAUGGAAUCAUGAUGAAAUAAACACAAAUCGACCCCCUAAAGGCAAAACAAUCCACUGUUGACAAACCAUUCCUGUGUGAACUUGUAGUUCUCCCUGCCCUCUUGUCUCAAGCUGAUCAGGGCUUUGCUGCACAUCGCUGCAGACACACUUCCAGUGUGCGAUGUUGCUUGCUUUUAGGUCGGAGCAAAACUGUGACGCUGCCAGUGAAUUUGGAUAUUUUCAGUAAAACUCCACUAACUUAUUUGUUCAUACCACCAACACUUAUAGCUGAUGUAGGCAGAUAUUUUUUUCCCAAAAUAUCGGUUUUAAAUAUCAGGAGGAAUUUUCAUAAAUGCCAUUACUGAUAUUUCACUUUCUAAACUCACAUCUGCAGAUACCGAUAUCUGUAUCAUUCCGAUUUUAACAUGUAUCCCUAGUCUAAUCUCAUAAUCUGGUCAGGAUUAGUUUAUGUUCAGAGAUGAGGCUUUAAACUGGUUUAAAAGACACGCAUUAUACACAUCUUCACUUAGAAGAAAAUAUUUUUGGAAACUUCAGGAAUCAUAAAAUUAAGUUUGAUGCUAUAUCACUGACUUCCCCUUGUUUUCACCUGUUUGAAGGCUAUUCACAUGUUUAAUUUCAAUAGAUUAUCCUCAUCGUAGAGGGCACAGCAUUUUAGGAAACUGGUAAUUUUAGGUUUGGUCAUAAUAUCCUGAAAAGCCUGAACAUUAUAGGAUAUCAUCCACAGGCUAUGGCCUUUAACAUUUCAUAAUGUAACAAGUUAAAUCAAUUCAAAAAAUAUGUUUGACUUUGAUAAAGCCAGAUUGAAAAGUUUCUGCAUUUUCAUGACACAAAGGAUAUCAGACCAAACAACAGUUCCUGGUUAUUCUGCUGUAAUGAUGUGUCAUGGUUAAGGUUUAAGAGUCAUAAUAGAGAAGCAGCAACAUCUUGUCAGAUGGCAAAAUAAACUAAUUCAUAAAUAUAUAUAUAUAUUUAAACCAAUAUUUUUUGUAGCAUCUCUGUGUACAGCAGCAGGGUUUUUUAAACCACAAAAACGUUAAUAUAUUCAACAUUUCACAUUUCACUCUGACAGAAUCAGACGUACAGUGGUCAUUCCUCUUUUUGCAAAAGAAGCAUCAGAUGACGCUAAACACUCGCUUUAAGGUGAGCUUCAGCUUCAAACAGACAGCCUUGAUAAACAGAGCGAGUUCACAUCCAGCUUUGUUGUACUCAUCAUCUCUAGCUGGAGCUUAAAGCUCUUCGAGGCUCUUAGCUGAGGAAAGCCUAGCUGUGUUCAGUUCGCUUUGUGGUUCAUCCCCUGAGCUCCUCUUGUUUUUCCUUUAAAAAAAGUGGUACAUUUCAUCAUUUACUCAUAAAAUGUAGAGAAUAUGGACCUGUAAAACCUAUUCACAAAAAUAGGAUUUCUGUGGCGCCUUAGUAGGCUCUCUCCCGACUUCAGAUACUUUGACCUCAUGCUAUUACUCAGAAAAGUCUUAUAUAUAUAUAUACAUCGGUUAUUUGGGGAAUCUGUCCAUAGUAAAUUAUAUAAUUCUAUAUAUCUUUGUAUGAUGUAGGAAGUGUGUGCUCUGUGGCCUUUGCCUGAUCUCUCCUCACACUGUAUCAGAAGAAAAAAGCUUUGAUGUGUAAUGAAUUAGAGUGUGUGAUUAAUGUUUCCAAUCUUCAAAUGUUGAAUUUAUGAAUUGUAAUGAUGACUGCGGUGCUUCUACUCCACAGUCAAAUAUUAAACUGUCAUAAGAGAAACGUCUAUUUAUAUGAAAUAUUCUGAUUUGAUCGACAUCUGCUCUGUGUUGAAAU